Messenger RNA from Chaetomium globosum CBS 148.51, 1854 nucleotides. RefSeq lists its product as uncharacterized. Lineage: Eukaryota; Fungi; Ascomycota; Sordariomycetes; Sordariales; Chaetomiaceae. The transcript has 2 exons. The record is from RefSeq and is a predicted model, not a curated record. Bases 1 to 1854 code for a protein of 617 amino acids.
AUGCGCAACCGCCAAAUCGGCGUGAUCGGCGCCUUUUUCAUAUUAAUAUUCUGCUUCUUCUCGAUUUCGAAAACAUCCCCCGGCAGCCUUCGAACGCAAUCCGGAAAAGGGGGUACGCAAGCCCCCCAGCCGCCCAAGACAAAAGAGAUCAUCACCUUCACCAGUAAGAAGUUCGCGACCACCAAGCCGGGGCCGGUCCCCGGCGGUCCGCACCCGAUAUGGCACCUCAUCAACGACGCCGAGCGCGAGUUUGAGGCGGUCAAGGCUCGCCAAUCCAAGAACCUCCGCGCCGCCGUUGCCGAGUAUCGCCGCCGGUAUGGCCUGCCGCCGCCCCCGCACUUCGACAAGUGGUGGGCGUUCGCGAAGAGCAAGAACGUGCAGUUGGUGGACGAGUUCGACACAGUACACGAACUGCUGACGCCGUUUUGGGGCCUGAAACCGUCGACAAUACGAGCACGGGCCCGCGAGGCGCUGGGGACGACUGAUAACCAGCUCAUGGGCUUACAGGUGCGCAAUGGCAAUGUGUCGCACAUCUUCGGGGGCUUCGAAUGGGUGGGGCCGGCUAUGGUUAGCAUGAUGCAAAGCUUUGUCAAGCACCUGCCGGAUAUGGACCUGGCCUUCAACGCCAACGACGAGCCGCGGGUCGUGGUGCCGCACGACGACAUGGUGCGGCUGGUGCACACUGCGCAAACGAAGAACAUGCCGGCCGCCAAUGCUGCGAAGUCCCUUCGCAACGGCUUCACCAAGAAGCCUGCCGGACUCAGCUACAACGGUCGCUUCGACGAGGUCAAACUAACCCGCUUCAGCCUAUUCGCCCACCAGCCCGUCUGGACACACUCGCGCAUGUCCUGUCCCACGGACUCCCCUUCCCGCAAUCUAGAAGAGGACGAGCAGUUCGAUGACAUUGAGAAAUACGCCGUCGGCGACCUCGGUUUCGUCUCCAACUGGACCGCCAUGUCUGACGUCUGCCUAUCCCCCUCGCUCGGCUCCACCUACGGCUUCUUCGAGCGACCUAACGCCUACGGCGUGGUCCACGACCUCUUCCCCAUCUUUUCCCAGUCUAAAAUCUCCUCCUACGCCGACAUCAUCUAUCCAUCUCCCUGGUACUGGGCGGAUAAAGUCCCCUAUACCGAGGAUAGCGAUCCGGCCUGGGACAAGAAACUUAACCGCCUCUACUGGCGCGGUUCCACCACCGGAGGCUUCUCCCGCAACGGUGGCUGGCGCCGCCAGCACCGCCAACGUUUUGUCCAGAAGAUCAACGCCCCCGACCAAGCCAAAAUCCUCAACCCCCCGAGCACCGGCACCCUAGGCCGCCGCAGCCCCGAUGACACCACCACCACCAAGCCGGCACAGCAGCAGAAGCAGCCGAAGCCCGCCCCCCAAGACCAACACCAAAGCCAAGACCAAGACCAAGAAAAACAACAACCGCAAGAGCCCCCACAACAACAGCAGCAACCACAACAACAACAAUGGACAACGCGCGAAGUCCCGCGCGGCGAGUACAAGCAGCUCUUCGACAUCUUCUUCUCGCACGUCGGGCAGUGCGACCCGAGCGACUGCGACGCGCAGCGCGCCUUCUUCCCCGUGCAGGAGUACGCCAAGCGCGACGACGCCCUGCAGUACAAGCACGUGCUCGACAUGGACGGCAACGCCUUCUCCGGCCGCUUCUACGCCUUCCUGCGCUCUCGCAGCCUGGUGUUCAAACCGAGCUCCAUAAGAGUUGCAGCUCUCCAGGGGCUGCGAUUAGCUGCCGCUGGCUUAGUCAGGAAAGGAUUCGUGGAGCCGCUGAGUCUUGUUGCGCUCUACACCGGGCAUCCGCGGCUGCGACCGGGUAGGCCUGUGCUCCCGGCCUGA